This is a messenger RNA of Trifolium pratense (red clover), 1530 nucleotides long. RefSeq names its product putative F-box/LRR-repeat protein At5g41840. Bases 102 to 1226 code for a protein of 374 amino acids. Gene Ontology annotation, molecular function: protein binding. The record is from RefSeq and is a predicted model, not a curated record. The transcript is spliced from 3 exons. Lineage: Eukaryota; Viridiplantae; Streptophyta; Magnoliopsida; Fabales; Fabaceae.
ACUUUAACCCUACUCACAACCGAACCGAGAGACACACAGGGGAAGAAGAAGAGGCAAGUAUCUAAGUCUAGGAGCAGCAGUUCAUUUCACUUUCAAUCGAGAUGAGUGAUGAUCGGAUUAGUGCAUUGCCAGAUGAAAUCAUUUGUCACAUUAUCUCUUUUCUCCCAACCGAAGAUGUUUUUACAACGAAUGUUCUUUCAAAAAGGUGGAGACCUCUAGGGGGGCUAUUACUUCACAAUCUCGACUUUGAUGAUCGUCGAUGGAGCCGUGAACUUUAUCCACGGUUUAUAAAUCUGGUAUAUCGAACCAUUUAUGCACGAAGUGUGCAAAAACCUAUCAAAAGGUUCCGCCUCAGAUGUGAUGGUAAUUCUACCUACGAGCCACUAGAAUCUGAUGUUGUGACGUGGUUAACUGCCGCUGCAGAACGUGGAAUGGAACACCUCGAUGUUCAUAUUUCUGAUAGACAUAAUUUAAAUUGUGUUUUUAGCUUCAAAAACCUUCUUGUUCUCAAGUUGAAAGUGAUACACAUUACUGCUAUGCUUAUUUCCACCGUUGACCUUCCCUUGCUUAAAACUUUACAUUUGAAUGGAGUUUAUUUAUCACAACAUUGGUUUCUAUUGGAAAUUCUUAACGGUUCUCCAAUUCUUGAGGAUUUUGAAGCAAAAAAUAUAUAUGUCCGACACUCGACAAAUGAGUAUGAUACAGAGUUUAAAAGGUUAACCAAGUUGGUCAAGGCAGACAUUUCUACUUUGUCUGUUUUCAAUGUUCCUUUGGAAGCCUUUUCUAACGUUGAAUUUCUUCGGUUAGAAGACUUCUAUGGAUGUGUUCCUGUAUUUGCCAAUUUGACUCAUUUGGAGAUUAUCUGUAGGAGUAAUGUUAAUUGGUGUUCGUUAUUUGAUGUGUUGGAGAAAUGUCCUAAGCUUCAGAAUCUUGUGCUUAAUAUGCCUCAACUUGUAACAUCACUUUCUUGUCUUUUAUGGUACCCAAAUAUAUUUCCCAAAUGCCUUUCUUCACAGUUCAAAGAGUGCACUAUUGAAAAUUACAGAGGACAACAACAUGAGUUGCAAUUUGUACAACAUCUUAUGCUGAAUUCAACAUCUUUAAAGAGGAUAACAAUAUGUAGUCCGCCAUCCAUGAAUCCCCAGGAGAUGCUUGAAAUGCAAAAAGAAUUAUCGUUCUUUACGAUGAACUCUGCGACAUGCGAACUUAGGUUUAAAUUUGUUUGAGUAGCUGAAAGUAAAUUUGUCAGCCAGACUUCAAUUUGAUGUAACAAUACUCAAAGUAAAUUUGUCAGCCAGACUUAAAUCAUAAACAGUAACCAAUUAUAAUUUAUUUUUUGAAGUUAUUGAUGGAUCUUGUGCAGCCAUUUGAGGUUGGCUAUCUUCACUGCCUCUGGUUGCAGCAGCAGCUGCUGUGGCGCUCCAUCCUGCCCGGUCUGAAUUUUUUAGGAGUUAGUUACAGUUUGUUAUGGCCUUUCUCUCCUUUGUAAUAAGGAGUCCUGAUAAUAUAAAUUAUGUGAUUUUUUUUUUU